This is a messenger RNA of Mesorhabditis belari, 996 nucleotides long. The record is from the annotation of a GenBank genome assembly. Lineage: Eukaryota; Metazoa; Nematoda; Chromadorea; Rhabditida; Rhabditidae.
AUGCGGGAAUCGGUAAUGCUGAGAGAUGUGGCGAGAAGAGUCGAUUGGGUACUCGUUGGAGGGAAAUGGACGAGAUUCUCCGUGAUGGGCACUGAUUUGAGUCCAUCCAUGCUGUCAAUCGAGAACAAAGGAGAAGAUGAUGAUCGGAUAAUCAUUUUGAUGAUUCCAGGGAACCCAGGAAAUGAGGGCUUUUACGCAGAUUUUGGACGUCAUGUGCUCAAAAAUCUUCUGGAAAGAGAGGAAAGAAUCGGCGAGAAAAAGUACAACUAUCUCUUUUACACGGUUUCUCAUUUGAAUCACGUGCCAAUGCCGCACGAGAUUCAACACUCCGGUCAACACAAACAUCAUGAUCGAUUCAAGCUCGAUGAACAGGUGCAACACAAGCUCGACUUCAUCCGCGAAUAUUUGCCACGAGGACAAAGGGUUUACCUUUUCGGACACUCCAUCGGGUCUUACAUGAUGCUCAAAAUCCUUCCCUAUAUCAAAGAUGACUACAAUAUUCGGAAAGCUGUUGGCCUUUUCCCGACCGUUGAACGAAUGGCUCUCUCUUACAACGGACAACGAUUGGGACGAUUGUUAGCAACUCUGAACGAGAACGAUUGGCUGGCGAAAGCGAUCUCAUUUUGGGUGGAUCAUCUUCCGUUUCCCGUCAAAAGAUGGCUCGUCGGUUUCAAUCUUGGACAAGAAAGUGUGCCGAUUGAUGUGACAAAAAGUGCAACCGAGAUCCUGCACAUGAACGUUUUUCGAAAUAUCGUGCACAUGUCAGCGGAUGAGUUGAUAAAGGUAACUGAACUGGAUUUGACGCUUUUGGCGCACAAAGAUAUCACGCAUAUGUACUACGGGACUUGCGACGGAUGGGUGCCGAAUACAUACGGUGAGGCGAUGAAGGAUUUAUUACCGAAAGGCCAUGUGAUCUUUGACGAAAACGAUUCUGAGCACGCUUUCGUGAUCCGAGACGGCGAUAUCGUAGCGCAACGAGUGAUCAAUUACAUUAAU